Molecule: messenger RNA, 540 nt
Organism: Pieris macdunnoughi
Lineage: Eukaryota; Metazoa; Arthropoda; Insecta; Lepidoptera; Pieridae
Source: the annotation of a GenBank genome assembly
AUGACGAGAAAAUUUCUAUUUUGUUUUCCCCUGCGGCUUGGAAACAUCGUAUUUGGUUAUAUUGUGGUUAUUAUAAGUUUAGCGGUAGCAGCCUUCCAUUUAUAUCUCCUUGCGUUGAACAUUAUUUCCAAAGAUGAUACUCACGAAGAAAAAUUCAACAAUUUCGAAAAACUCGAAAGUAUAUUUGGCGAAGACAAAAAGGACUUAGUCACUAUUGUCAUAAUGAUAUAUUACUUAACAUAUAUCAUAAUUGGACUAUUAUUAUUUAUGUUCGGACUUAUAUUUACUGUUGGAGCUUACAAGGUAAACGAGUGCUGUAUAACAACUUUCUUCAUCUACAGUUUCUUCCACAUAUUCUUCACAAUUGGAUUAAUAGUUUGGGAAGCCAUUACCGCAGGCUGGAUACAGCUAGGACUUAUAUUUGCAUCUGAUGUGCUCCUGAUAACUUGUCUAUUCAGCGUCAAGUAUCUAAUGGAAGCAAUUAGAACCGGAAAUAUCUACACUCGUCCUGGAGAAGCACUCUACAAAUAUAAUACAUGA